AUGGGCAACAUUAGCAAGGAAGCAGUCGAACAAUAUUUGGAGAACAACCCACAGUUUGCCAAAUAAUAUUUUGACAGGAAGCUCCUCAGGCCAGAGUCAAUCAGUGCAAUCUUCAACAGCACCAAGGUAGAGCUGAAGGAUGGGGCUUUCUUCAAGGACCUGUGCAAGUUGGAGGAGUCGGACAUUGUGUUUGAGCUGGUCAAAGAGAUGCAGGACCUCUCCGACGUUGACAAGCAGAUGCAUACGAUUCUGCGAAGGAUUGUGACCCUGGUCAACGCAGCCAGAGGCAGCAUGUUCAUGUUCAUAUUCAGGUCGAGGAAUGGCUGCGCUGAACUGGCUACAAGACAUUUUAAUGUGACUAAGAACUACAGUUUGGAAAGUAAUCUUGUGGCACAGGCCGAGAUAGUUUCCCCAAUGGAUAUGGGGAUAGUGGGAUGGAUGGCACACACAUAGAGGGUGCAGAACAUUGCUGAUGUUAAAAAGAUCCUGUUAUGGUCUGACAACAAGGUAUUUGAAGAACUCGCAGACAUUUAACACCAAUUCCACAAAGCUUUGUACACAGUUCGGAUUUAUUUAAAUGUUGAAAGAUAUUCAGUUGCUCUUCUGGAUAUGACCAAACAAAAGGAAUGUUUUGAUGAAAGGCCAAUCCUACUGGGUGAUGUCCCUCCAUAUAAAGGCCCAACGACCCCAGAUGGCAGAGAAGUUAUUUUUUAUAAGAUCAUUGAUUAUUUGCUGGUAGGAAAAGAAGAAAUCAAAGUAAUCCCAUAAGUAUUAUCAGUAUAUACAUAGUCCCCUCCUGCAGAUCAUUGGUCCCUUGUGAGUGACCUGCCAACUUACGUUGAUGAAAAUGGUUUUAUCUGCAACAUAAUGAAUGCCCCAGCAGAUGAACAUUUUACUUUUCAAGUAACAGCAGUGGAUGAAACAGGCUGGGUAAUAAAAAAUGUCCUGUCUUUGCCAAUCGUAAAUAAGAGAGAAGAGAUAGUGGGAUUUUACAACCGGAAGGAUGGCGAACCAUUUGAUGAAUAUGAUGAAUGUUUGCUCCAGACCUUGACACAGUUCUUGGGAUGGUCACUUCUGAACACAGAUACUUACGAUAACACGAAUGAGCUAGAAAGCAGGAAAGACGUAGCUUCAGAAAGGUUAAUGUGCCAUUCAAAAUCCAACAAAGAACUCCAGAUGAUUUUGAUAGGUUUACGAGGAAAAUCCUAUUAA
Amblyraja radiata (thorny skate) is the source of this 1212-nucleotide messenger RNA. RefSeq names its product phosphodiesterase 6C, cGMP-specific, cone, alpha prime (gene pde6c). Gene Ontology annotation, molecular function: protein binding. NCBI's taxonomy places the organism in Eukaryota, Metazoa, Chordata, Chondrichthyes, Rajiformes, Rajidae. The record is from RefSeq and is a predicted model, not a curated record.